CGCAGGAAGUGCACCUUCGACAUGUUCAGCUUCCUGGCGUCCCAGCACCGCGCCCUCCCCCAGGGACCCCCGCCCCGCGAGGAGGAGGAGGACGAGGUGCAGCUGAAGCCCACCCGCUCGGCCAUCCACGGGAGGGGCUUGUUCUGCAAGAGGAACAUCGAGGCCGGGGAGAUGGUGAUAGAAUAUUCCGGAAUCGUUGUGCGCUCCGUGCUCACCGACAAGCGGGAGAAGUUCUACGACAGCAAGGGCAUCGGCUGCUACAUGUUCCGCAUCGACGACUCCGAGGUGGUGGACGCCACCAUGCACGGCAGCGCCGCGCGCUUCAUCAACCACUCGUGCGAGCCCAACUGCUACUCGCGCGUCAUCCACGUGGAGGGCCACAAGCGCAUCGUCAUCUUCGCGCUGCGCCGCAUCCUGCGCGGCGAGGAGCUCACCUACGACUACAAGUUCCCCAUCGAGGAGCCGGCGGCCAAGCUGCCCUGCAACUGCGGCGCCCGGCGCUGCCGGCGCUUCCUCAACUGAGCCGGGGAGGGGCUCCGGGGGGUCCCCGGGGGUGCUGGGAUGGAGGUGUGGGAGGAUGGAGAGGUUCUGGAGGUGGUUGGAGGCGACUGGGAGUUGGCGGGGUGGUUUGGAGAAGGUUGUGGAGGUGUUGUGGUCAACCAAGAGAGGUGGUGGUCGACCGGGAACCAUGGGGGUCAAUCAAGAGCCAUAAGGGGUCAAUCAAGAGUCAUGGAGGUCAACCAAGGGUUGUGGUGGUCAACCGAGAAUCAUGGUGGUCGACUAAGAGCCAUAGGGGUCAACCAAGGAUCAUGGUGGUCAACUGAGAAUCAUGGUGGUCAAUCAAGAGCCAUAAGGGGUCAGUCAAGAGUCAUGGAGGUCAACCAAGAGUUGUGGUGGCCAACCAAGAGUGCUGGAAGUCAACCAAGAGUCAUGGAGGUCAACCAAGAGUUUUGGUGGUCAAUCAGGAGCCAUAGGGGUCAACCAAGAAUCAUGGCAGUCAACCAAGAGUUGUGAUGGUCAACCAGGAGUUGUGGUGGUGAACACAGGGUUGUGUGGUCAACCAAGACUCAUGGCGGUCAACCAAGAGCCAUAGGGGUCAACCAAGAAUCAUGGCAGUCAACCAAGAGUCAUGGAGGUCAACUAAGAAUCGUGGUGAUCAACCAAGAGUCGCGGUGGUCAACCAGGAAUCAUGGUGGUCAACCAAGACUCCGGCAGGUCAGCCAAGGAUCCUGGUCAUCAACCAAAAGUUGUGGUGGUCAACCAGGAAUCAUGGUGGUCAACCAAGAGUUGUGGUGGCCAACCAAGGAUCAUGGCAGUAACCAAGAGUUGUGG
Molecule: messenger RNA, 1332 nt
Organism: Onychostruthus taczanowskii (white-rumped snowfinch)
Lineage: Eukaryota; Metazoa; Chordata; Aves; Passeriformes; Passeridae
Product: histone-lysine N-methyltransferase 2B-like
Exons: 3
Coding region: 22-522 (166 amino acids)
Biological process (GO): positive regulation of DNA-templated transcription
Cellular component (GO): histone methyltransferase complex
Molecular function (GO): histone H3K4 methyltransferase activity; protein binding
Source: RefSeq, a predicted model, not a curated record